AUGCCAAGGAACACACUACUCUCCAACUCUGCCCUCUACGCGCCCACCACCAUCACCAAUGCCGCUCCGGUGAUCAAUCCAGAAUUCAGGAUUGCAAAUCACUUACUACUCUCCAACGGUUACAAGAACGCUGUGGUUUCGCCUUUGUGCAUCAAACUCCUUCUUAGCAUUGCCGCCGCCGGGUCCAACGGCCCGGUUUGUGACGAACUCCUCUCGUUCCUCCGAUCAGAAUCCGUCAACGAUCUCAAUUCCGUGGCAACUCAGCUCUUGUCCUCCGUUCUUGUCGACCGUCUUUCGAGCGGCGGGAUUCACCUCUCUUACGCAAAUGGUAUUUGGGUUGACAAAAGCCUAUCUCUAAAGCCUUCCUUCUCACAAGUUUUGGAAAAUACUUACAAGUCCACUUUCGCUUCACUCGAUUUCACAAACACGGAUGAAGUAGCGAAGGAGAUUAACUCAUGGGCCGAAAGGGAGACGAAAGGCGUUAUUAAGAACUUCAUUGAUCCUAGUUCAAUCCAAUCGACGGAGUUGAUCAUGGCGAACACACUCUACUUCAAAGGAUUAUGGUGGGACAGCGACACCUUCAGAAAAAAAUAUACAUGGGAUGGUGACUUUCAUCUCUUAGAUGGGAGUGGCUCAGUGAAGAUUCCCUUCAUGGAUGGAAGUCACCGCCGUUCCGCCAUUGCUCAUCAUUAUCAAGAUUUCAAGGUCCUGAGUCUUGAUUACAAGGAAGGCAGCAGCGAAGAUGUCCCAAGAAGGAGGUACACCAUGCAUAUUUUUCUUCCCGAUGAAAUCAACGGCUUGCCGGCUUUGGUUGAAAAGGUGUUUUCUGAUUCUGCAUCUCUUGAAAGCAUGCUCCCGUUCAGUUAUGUAGAUUUAGGUAAACUAAAGAUCCCAAGAUUUAAGCUAUCUUUCAAGGUUGAGGCUUCGCCAAUGUUAAAGGAGAUGGGUUUGAUGUUACCAUUCAUGGAAGAAGCUUUGACUGAAAUUGUGGAAGAGAGAGCUGUGUCUAUUUCCAAAAUUAUCCAGAAAUGCACCAUUGAAGUGAACGAAGAAGGGACCAAAGCUGCUGCAGCUACAACGAUGAUGAUUCCUCCUACGGGUGGUGCAGCACCAAGAAUGAAUAAGCCUCCUCCUUUUGACUUUAUUGCAGACCAUCCAUUCCUGUUUCUGAUAAGAGAACAGUAUAGUGGAACUGUUCUUUUUGUUGGUCAAGUGCUCAAUCCUCUUGAUGGAUGAUGCCAUGGUUAUUAAUAUACCAAAAAACUCAAGUUACUAGGUUAUAUACUGCUUUAUUAAGGGAAGAUGGAGUGAAUUAUUUCUUCGAUGCAAAUACUUAAUUGAUUGGGUUAUCGGUUUUUAUUUAA
Molecule: messenger RNA, 1364 nt
Organism: Arachis stenosperma
Lineage: Eukaryota; Viridiplantae; Streptophyta; Magnoliopsida; Fabales; Fabaceae
Product: serpin-ZX-like
Exons: 3
Coding region: 1-1236 (411 amino acids)
Molecular function (GO): serine-type endopeptidase inhibitor activity
Source: RefSeq, a predicted model, not a curated record